This is a messenger RNA of Phacochoerus africanus (Common warthog), 384 nucleotides long. Its product is annotated as histone H2B type 1-A. Gene Ontology annotation, molecular function: structural constituent of chromatin; protein heterodimerization activity; DNA binding. NCBI's taxonomy places the organism in Eukaryota, Metazoa, Chordata, Mammalia, Artiodactyla, Suidae. Bases 1 to 384 code for a protein of 127 amino acids. Gene Ontology annotation, cellular component: nucleosome. The transcript has a single exon. The record is from RefSeq and is a predicted model, not a curated record.
AUGCCAGAGCUCACGUCGAAGGGGACUACCAUCUCUAAGAAAGGCUUCAAGAAAGCUGUAACUAAAACUCAGAAGAAAGAAGGGAAAAAGCGAAAGAGAGGUCGGAAAGAGAGCUACUCAAUCUACAUCUACAAGGUGCUAAAGCAAGUUCAUCCCGAUACAGGUAUCUCUUCGAAGGCCAUGAGCAUCAUGAAUUCUUUCGUCACUGACAUCUUCGAGCGCAUCGCGAGCGAGGCGUCGCGCCUGGCGCAUUACAACAAGCGCUCCACGAUCACGUCCCGGGAGAUCCAGACGGCCCUGCGCUUGCUGUUACCAGGGGAGUUGGCCAAGCACGCGGUGUCCGAGGGCACCAAAGCUGUCACCAAGUACACCAGCUCCAAGUAA